AUGGACAGUGGAAGUGUCACCCCCUGGGCCGAUCUCCCUAAAGAACUUGUCGAGAAGAUCGGCAGUUGGCCCGGUAGCACACAAAUUGACGUCCUUCACCUUCGUGCAGUCUGCACAACAUGGCGUUCAGCAAUUCCUCCUUUCAAAAACUUUCCUUCUUUACCUCUCAAAUUGCAAGUCCCCAACGACACGGACACUUUUGGAAGCAAUCCUGAAUUUUAUUUAAUCGAUAGCACAGUUUAUCUCAUUCAACCCAUUGAUACUAAUAAGCCUUCGUCUUCGUCUUCGUCUUCUAGAUCUGGCUGGUUGGUGAAGGUUAUGCAAACAGCAGAUGGAAAAUUGCGGGUUCUGAAUCCACUAUGCCACAAAGCAAUGGACGUUACGCCAGAGGAUGUGCCUAAUAAGUCAGGGGACGAGAAAUGGACUACGUUAAGAGAUGACAGUUGCAAGUCAAUUCUCGACAUCAUUGUGUAUAAAGGGAAUUUUUAUGCUGUCGAUCUAGAUGGUGAGACCAUAAAAUUUGAUUACUCGCUUAAUGAGACCAAGGUAGCUUCCCGGUUGCACAAUAUGAGGGUUGCUGUUAGACGUAUGAAGAAGAAACGACUUGUGGAAUCAAGUGGUCAAUUGUUUCUUGUUGAUACGUGUUCAUAUAACUCUGAUCCCAAUGAAGUCGAUAGGAUUAGAAUAUAUUGGCUAGAUAAACAAAAGCAUGAGUGGACUCGUGUGUAUAAAUUGGUUGAUCGUAUUUUCUUUGUUGGUGACGACUGUUGUUUCUCAGUUUCUCAAAAGACUUUGAUAUUUUUCUUGCCACCACCAUCUUGGCUUAAUCAGAAAUCAUACAGGAAGAUCAAAAGUUUGGCCGGAAGCGGAGAUAUAGUAGUAGACAAAGAAGAAAAAGGACGUAUUUUCCAAAAUUACCAGCUGGAUAUAAAUUUUAUUGCCAAAAUAAUAACGGAUACGCGGAAUCCGCGGUCGGUUGACAACUGUUAUAGUGGAUCCCAAGCGGUUCACGGUUUCACUCCGCCUGCCCCAAAAUAUAUAGCAGCAAUACUAGGGCUUUAA
Solanum stenotomum is the source of this 1062-nucleotide messenger RNA. Its product is annotated as F-box protein At2g17036-like. Bases 1 to 1062 code for a protein of 353 amino acids. The record is from RefSeq and is a predicted model, not a curated record. NCBI's taxonomy places the organism in Eukaryota, Viridiplantae, Streptophyta, Magnoliopsida, Solanales, Solanaceae. The transcript is spliced from 4 exons.